AGGGAGAGAGAGAGAGAGAGAGACAUCCUCCUCCUCUCCUCCGGUCAGAAGACGGAAGGAUGGAGAGAGAACAGAGGGAACAAUAAAAAUGAAAUGAUUCGGUGGAGGAGUAAAACAGGAGACUGAGAUGAGAUUAUAAGAUUUUUUUCAGAUUGUUUUUUUGUCCAUUUUGGUGUGUGUUUAUCCGCCAUGGUGGACUCGGUGCCGGAGAUCAGGCCGCUGGAGCGCUACGAGCCGAACCGAGCCAAAACCUGCGCCAGUCUCCGAUGGCUCCUGACCAAAGCGUUCGGCUCUUCAGGUGAUGUUCCAGCAGAUCUGAAUGAAUCUGUACCUGGUGAUCAGGAUGGUGCAGCAGUGGGUGUGGUUUUGGAGCGCCUCCUGCUGUCCUGUGAGCUGUACUCUCGUGCAUAUCUGUCAGUCCUGCAGCGAAACACACACUCACACACACACUCACACACACACUCACACACACACUCACACACACACUCACACACACACUCACACAGAGACCUGCUGCAGCUACUCCAGCAACACAGUGUGUCACCAACACACACUCAAACACACGCACCGGUCACGGACACCGAACUGUCGAGCAAACCCAUCAACAUGGCUGCUCAUUUGGCCCUGAUAGAUUCUCUGAUGUCACUGGCUGCCAUGGAGACGGUGGGCAUGGUCAAGAUGGCCAAGGAGGCGGAGCAGUUUGGGGGUGGAGACAGCUGGGAGAACUCCCUCCUGUUCUGGAUCAACAAGUUGAAUCAGAAGUUGAGAGAGAGUACAGAGAGUGAAGACAGUCAGAAGACACAGCGCAGUACAGAUCUCCAACCUCUUCAACCAUCUUGUCCAUCACGCUGGUACUGGAAGCUGGUUCCACAUGCCAUCGCUUUUUGUUUGAAGGAGUCGGGGAAAAAACCUCCUGUGAUCCGCUACAGAAAAGACAAGGUGCGAUCUAAACAGACUCCCACCUUUUCAGUCGUGUCUGGAGUGAAAGAUCUGUCCAAUGGCUGUGCUAUCGCUGCUACCAUACACUUCUACUGCCCCCAGAUUGUGGCCCUAGAAGAGGUUUGUUUGAAGGACACCAUGUCAGUAGCGGACAGCUUGUAUAAUCUGCAGUUGAUUAGAGAGUUUUGCACUGAUCAUCUGCAAGGCUGCUGCCCCCUAGUGUUGGAGGACCUACUGUAUGCCCCACCCAUAUUACGGGUAAACAUCAUGUGCUUCUUGGCUGAUCUCCUGGCUGUGUUUGAAGUGCGGAAACCUGAUAUCAUCAAGCCAGUGCACACCCUGGACCUGACAGAUGCCUCUGGUUUAGAGGAAUGCACCAGCCCUAUCAAUGGCAACAGUGGAUCGCCGUUCCUGCUUAAGGAACCCCUCUUGUCACUGACAUCUCCUGUAUCUUCUAAUAGUGGAACAGAUGGCCGGGGCUGGAGUACAAAACAGAUCAGCCGUCCUCUCUCUGCUGUGGCUUUCAGCAUUCCUUUUCCUCUGGACAGUGACGUGGAUGUCGUCAUGGGCAAUCCUCUGUUCCGCUCAGCUAGCACUGACAGCCUCACCAUGGCAACAAACCCUGCUUUGUACACUCCUCCUGAGGAUCUGAGUAAGCUGAUUGGUCAGGCUCCACUGGGGGAGUUGCCCGCCAUCGAGGAGACACUGCAAGUCAUUCGCACAGUGCAGACUGAACCACGACAGCGUCCAGAGGGGGCACCGGCAGGUUUCUUUCUCCACUCCCAUGAUAAGGAUGAGACCAGACUGAGCAGCUCUGCCCCAUGCCGUUCUGGGAUGAUGUACAGACCAAUCGGUGGGGAAGGAAUCAGUGCCAGAAGGCCAACAGGUUGUUCCAAAGAUUCUGACACACCAGAAGACCCCGGAACACCCACCAAUGGACCAAGAGGAGGCCAAAUGACAAGUUUUGCUGAGCGCAGGAAAAGACUUCCGGAGUCUCCAGUGGCUUCCAGGGUUCUGGGCUCAGAGGAACCUUCAAGCCCAGGGAUGAUGAGCCCCAUUGGCACAGUGGAGGCUCAGGAGCUAGGGGCGCAACUGGAGGAAAAACGCAAAGCCAUUGAAGCACAGAAGAGACGGAUUGAGGCAAUCUUUACAAAGCACAGACAGAGACUCGGCAAGAGUGCCUUCCUCCAACUGCAACGGAAACAAGGGGAAGGAGGAAAUGGAGUCAAAGAGGAGGCAGAUUCACUUAGUCUAGAGGAAAGGCUUACUCAAAUGGAAGAAGCACUACAAAAGGAAGAAGAUAAGGAGAAAGAGGAAGAGAAGAGAAAGAAAGACACGGAAAAAAAAGAGGAGGAAAUGGAAGAGAAGAAUAAGGAACAAAAUGUCAACCUGCCACCCAAACUGGAGAAGCAGGUGACAUUCUCAGUGGAGCCGAAGAAGGUGCCUGAGAAAGAGCCACCACUGGUCGAAUACAAUGAGGCAGUGUCCAAGCUAACCUCUGCCUUGCAGGCACUACAGAAGGAUAUGCAGCGUCUCACAGAACAGCAGCAGAAGCUUAUGGGAAAGAAAACAUCAGCAUCUUCAUCAUCCAAAACCAUGCCACAUAAAACGACUCCAUCUCCAAGCAAAGCAUGGGUCAUACCAGCAAGUCCAAAAAUCUCAGCCACCCCCCCUCAUCUCUCACGUGAAUCCACACGUGACCUUUCACCCUCAGGGUCACCAUCACGUCAAAGUGACCUUAAAUCACCCAAAACAUCCAAAAACUCCACUCAUAAGCUUUUUAACAACUCCCCCCCUCACAAGAGCCCCAAACGACAGCACCCCAGCCGACCCAGUGACCUCGGUUUCCAGCCCCUCACCCGCGUCCUCUCACCUCUACAGAACGUCGACACACUACCCCACCUGCGCCGUGUUUCUCCAAGUCAGUGUCAGGUGCAGACCAACUCCACCCUUCGAAUUGGAGGUCCACGCACACCCCAGGAGCCUGAAACUCAACCCCAACCGCAAUCAGCCCAAGAAAGUGCAGAGUCUGAGUCUGGGUCCAGCGAUGAGAACACUCCACUGUUUAGCCUGGAACUGGAGCCGACUGACCCUGCACCACCCCCUGCUGUGGAAUUUGCUGCGAGCGUCUGUGGAGGCAGUAGCUCUGGAGCGCCCUCUGAGUGCUCGUUUUUCAGUGACGUUCUUGUCAGCACCUCACAGAGGCAGGAGGAGGGAGAGACAGAUCAGGAGCAGCUUGACAUCUUCUCUUCCGACUCCAUGAGUGACCACACAGAGACAGAGAGCAGAGCAGGGGUCAGCUUCUACUUUAAGGAGGAGGGUCUGUCAGAGGAGGAGAUGGCCCUGAAGAGAGCAUUGCUGUUAGAGCGACAGCAAAGACGGACAGACGAAAUCAAGAAACGGAGAGAGAGACAAGAACAGGAGAACCCAAGCCAUCUGUGUUCUACAGACAGUCUGCUCCAGUCUGUGACUCCGCCCCUUUCCCAGUCUCUGCCCACCACAUAUGCUCCUCCCCUACCACCCCAGACUGUAAACGCCCCUAGAACACCUCAGGCCACACCCCCUGGGACUCCACAAAGGCGUGGCGGAUUCACAAAGGCGGAGUACGAGCGAAGGCAUCAGCUGAAGAUAAUGGCUGACCUGGAGAGAGUGCUGAAGCAGAAACCGGCACAGCGCAGCAACAAGAAACAACACACACACUCACCACGCAAGGAGAAAAAAGUAGAACAGCAGAACUUUGUCCAGCCAAAUGGACCCCUGGCUCCAGACAAACCUACCAGCACCUCCGACUCCACCUCUAAGGUGAUGUCACCUGGCCGACCGUCCAAUCAGAACGGAGAAAAGGACUGGGAAAACGGCUCUAAUGCUUCUUCUCCUGCGUCUGUGACAGAAUAUACUGGACCCAAAUUGUUCAAAGAGCCGAGUUUCAAAUCCAACAAGUUCAUCAUCCACAGUGCUCUGUCACGCUGCUGCCUCGCAGGAAAGGUCAACGAGAGUCAAAAGAACAAGAUUGUUGAGGAAAUGGAGAAAAGCUCUUCCAACCAUUUCCUCAUCCUCCUCCGUGACUCUAACUGUCAGUUCCGUGCUAUCUACACGUUGGACGGUCAGUCGGAUGAGAUGCAGAGGCUGUGUGGCGUCGGGCCUCGAGCGAUUCCCUGCUCUUCAGUGGAGGCCAUUUACAAGUACAACUCGGACAGGAAGCAGUUCAGCACCCUGCCGUCUCGCACCGUCAGCAUGAGUGUGGACGCCUUCACUAUUCCUGCCCACUUAUGGCAAAGCAAGAAACAAAGCACACCCAAAAAGACAGCCACUCCUAAAUAGGAAGAUGAUGCCUCUAACACAGGAGACUGCUUGGUCUUUAAUAGACUGUUCUGGUUCUACCAUUUCUGGAUUGAUAAAAGGAAUACCAAUUUAUCCCAAAAUGUUAGCAUCUAACCAUGAACAACUACGAACGAAAACAAACCAAAACUCUGACUGCUGAAGCUUUUAUCUUUUAAGAUGUUUGGGUGAAGUGUUGUCUAAACAUCAUCCAAACUAUAAAGUGGGUUAAAAAAAACAAGAUAAAUGAAGUUAAAACCCAUUUUCUGACCUAAUGAAUAGGAAAAUUGUUGUGUUAUUUCUUAUAAAAUAAAAAAAAAAAUUCCCUAACUGCAUGUAAUCAGUAGGAACAAAGCACGAGUCAAACCACAUGAGCACUUAGAAAGAACCAGAUUUAUGGAGACGCUUUUUUUGGCUGAUUUUUGGCUGAUAAAAAAUUAGAAAUCUUUGCUGCUAAUUCUCUCCUAACUCUCACAUUUGGCCUUAAAUCCAGUUGUUGAAUGGACGAGAGACUUUAGGAUUUUGGUGCCAAUUUAUUAGAAAAGUUGUAUAAUAAUUGAUCAUUAUGAAGUUAAGACAAAGAUUGCAUGACUCAGAAAAACUGAUGCACAGAAUCAGAUUCCUCAUAUGUUCAUGAUUAUCUACAUCACAAAACCUGACCUGAGGUCUGCACUCAGACUUUAAAAUGUUUUAUGUUUGUUGCAAAUGAACAUUUUUAAAAAACAAAAAAAACCCUCCUUGUUAGACCAGAAGACUCUGGAGUAAUGGAAUAUGAUUGAUUGUUUCUGCUCUGAUGAACUUGUGGGAACUUUUUUUAUUACCAAACAUCAAAACACAAUGUUUAGUUUAUAAUUUUUAUUUUUAAGGAACACUGCUAGAGGAUCUCCCUAGGGUCAGAAGAGAACCUUAAGAACCUCAAGAUAUCACAUAUAAGACACGGGGUUGAUCCAAGAUUUGGAAACUUUGUCUUGAAGAGCCAGCGAUGGACACAACCAUCUCCUCUCUCCCACUCUCAAGCUCGCAGAAUUAGGAAAUUGCUAGAACUCUGUAGUCGUCAGUUUUCAUGGUAUACACAAGAGAAGGACGUGUCUCAGUAGGUUAUGGAUGUUUGGGAGUUGGAGGUUGGGAUAACUUAAAAAGAGUCUGAUUUUUGGAAGAAAUCAAAGAGACUGGAAUAUUUUUCUGUGCCAUUGCUAAAGCUUGGUAAAUAUGUGUCAGUAGCCAUACAGCACUUCCACUUCACAUGCUAAAUACAUAUUAGCAAUUGUGUGCGAUGUUGUGAGAUUGGAAAUUGUACGAUGUUCCAGUUUCAUGACUGGAAACGUCAAAUAAAUCAAAGCAUUUCAUUUUA
Hemibagrus wyckioides is the source of this 5608-nucleotide messenger RNA. Its product is annotated as calmodulin-regulated spectrin-associated protein 3. Lineage: Eukaryota; Metazoa; Chordata; Actinopteri; Siluriformes; Bagridae. Gene Ontology annotation, molecular function: spectrin binding; microtubule minus-end binding; calmodulin binding. Gene Ontology annotation, biological process: cytoplasmic microtubule organization; negative regulation of microtubule depolymerization; neuron projection development. The transcript has 20 exons. The record is from RefSeq and is a predicted model, not a curated record. Bases 190 to 4260 code for a protein of 1356 amino acids. Gene Ontology annotation, cellular component: microtubule minus-end.